Messenger RNA from Diabrotica virgifera virgifera (western corn rootworm), 3648 nucleotides. RefSeq names its product 4-aminobutyrate aminotransferase, mitochondrial-like. Gene Ontology annotation, cellular component: mitochondrion. The record is from RefSeq and is a predicted model, not a curated record. Gene Ontology annotation, biological process: GABA catabolic process. Gene Ontology annotation, molecular function: pyridoxal phosphate binding. NCBI's taxonomy places the organism in Eukaryota, Metazoa, Arthropoda, Insecta, Coleoptera, Chrysomelidae. The transcript has 9 exons. Bases 250 to 1761 code for a protein of 503 amino acids.
UAUUAGUAUCGUUUAAACUUUUAAAAGUCAAGUAUAUUGUACUAAACCUCUCUCUUCCAUAUCGUCUUGUACCGAUUGGUGUAUUUUAAUUAAACAGGAGGAUAAUCAAUUCCACCGUGUUGAACGGGAUAUCAGAGCGCGCGCAACAAUAUCAUAUGGACAAAAAUCAAUUUUGAAGUCUGCGGUUCUUUAUCAGUAUACUGUGACUGUGUCUGCGGCCAGAAUUCAGGUUCUAAUUUAUAAAAAACAAUGUUAUCCAAGCUGGUUAAACCUGUUGGUAGGAAUCCAUUACCUAUCGAAAAUAUACUAAAACUAGCAACAUGUCGAGGAAAUGCCAGUGUUGCCAAUCUUGUACCCGAAGAACCUUCUGGACCUUCAAUGAAAACCGAUAUACCUGGGCCUAAAAGCAAAGAAUUAAUGAAACAACUGAGUAAUGUCUAUAACCUUGGUUCCACCCAGUACCUAGUGAAUUAUGAGAAGUCAUCUGGUAACUACUUAGUUGAUGCUGAUGAUAAUAUUAUGUUAGAUACCUACACGCAAAUAUCGACGUUGCCACUGGGAUACAAUCAUCCAGCGUUAUUGAAUGUGUUCCAUGAUGAACACAAUUUGAAGAGUCUUAUAAAUAGACCAGCGUUGGGGGUAUAUCCUGGCAUAGACUGGCCUCAAAGAAUGGAAAAUAUUUUCAAGCAGGUAUCUCCCAAACUCCCAAAAAUUACACCAAUGAUGUGCGGAGCAUGUUCCAACGAGAAUGCGAUAAAAACAUCGUUUAUAGCAUAUAGAAUGAGGGAAAGGGGCGAUAAAGAUUUUACCGAUGUUGAAAAAAAAUCGAGCAUAAUGAACCAGCUGCCAGGAUGUCCAGAGAUGUCUAUUUUGUCGUUUAAGGGCGCUUUCCAUGGAAGAACUGUAGCUACGUUAUCUUGCACACAUUCAAUGGCUAUACAUAAACUAGACGUUCCCUCUUUUGCCCACUGGCCAAUAGCAACGUUUCCCAUGUACAAAUAUCCACUGGAGGAAAACCGUAGAGAAAACGAGGAAAUAGACAACAAAUGUUUAGAAGAAGUAGAAGAUCUUAUCGAAAGCCACAAAAAGACUUGUCCUGUAGCUGGUCUAAUUAUUGAACCGAUUCAAUCAGAAGGCGGUGAUAAUCAUGCUUCACCAGAAUUUUUCCAGAAGUUGCAAAAAAUCUGCAAAAAGAAUGGCGUAGCACUCAUCAUCGAUGAGGUUCAAACAGGAUGUGGACCUACUGGAAAGUUUUGGUGUCACGAACAUUUUAAUUUGCCAAACCCUCCAGAUAUCGUUACUUUCAGUAAGAAAAUGCAGAUGGCCGGGUUCUUCCAUUCAGACGAAAUUACCGUGAAGCACCCCUCUAGGAUUUUUAACACUUGGAUGGGAGAUCCAGGUAAAACAAUUCUUCUAGAAGCCAUUCUCGAAGUGAUUAAAACCCAAAACUUACUGGACCAAGUCAAUAGAUCAGGAAAGCGAAUGUUAGAAGGAUUGGGACAAUUACAAAAAGAAUUUCCAGACAUGCUGCAUUCUCUAAGGGGCAAGGGAACCUUUAUUGCUAUCAACGCGAAUGGUAGCGAAUUAAGGGAUAAGAUUAUAAAGAAUUUGAAGAAAAACGGUGUGCAAAGUGGUGGAUGCGGAACAGAAUCCAUUCGUCAUAGAACAGCUCUCAUAUUUAAAGAAAAACACGCUGAUGUCUACUUGGAUAUACUAAGGAACGUAGUAAAAGAUCUUAGUAAAGAAAAGAAGAGAAAUUAAAAUGAGCACAAAUACCUCUGUCACAAUCUUGUUUGGCUGUAUAUAUUUUAGGAAACCCACUGAGCUGUGCAAAUAAUAAUAUUCGAGAAGUCGUUACUUAAAUUUUGAGAGUAAUAACUAAAUAGGGAAAAAAUAUUCUUCAUGAAGAUGCAUUUACAUUUGCAUGUGUUCCAAAUACUUUUAGUCAAAAAUUGUUGCGAUGUCAAUUGGUACCAAAUCAGGACUAAAUAAUGGCAAAUCCUUCAAUUAGAUGUUAUGGGUUAACAUGGUCACUUUUUUAACAAUUUUUUUGAAGUAGUGAUGCCAAGAUCUAGGUUUGCUGUUUAGUUGUUUAUAAUCUUCCCUACAAAAGAUGGCAAGCUCUUUGCCAAUCGCGGCAGAUUUUAAAAAAAUUGCACAAUAAUUCGCUCACUCAUUCACAAUUGCACAAUUUGUAAAAAUUAUUCAAAAAAAUGUCUGAUAAAAGGUUUGAACCCACAAAAGUUAAGUAGCAUUUGUCGUAUAUUAUAAUAUAAUUAUGUAAUAUAUAUAGCUAGAUAGAAAAGUAGGUUCUUAAAACCGACCAGUCUUUUCAGUAGUAAUGUUAUAGAUUUUCUCGAAUUCAUCGAAUUUGACCAGGAUUCUCUCCUUCUUUCCUUUUAUACACCCCAUUUUCGGUAUUUUUCUCGUCCGACUGUUAUUUUCUUCACCUGUGUCCAUUUAUUCGUGAGUCUCUCGUCUCCCAGGUCUAAACUCCUCUUCUUCAUUACUUCUUUCUUCGAUUUCUGUCAUGCAAGUUUCUUGCAUCCAUAUUUUCUCCCCAAUGAGCUGAAUUCAAUAAACUUGUAAGAUCGGGCAGUUCAUUUUCAUCUUCUCCAACUGCUAGUUCUUCACAAUACAAUGUUUUAUGUCGCUCUGCUUUACCUUCACUUGCAAACGCUAGAGUCCGAGCUGAAAGAGAUUUCUAGAAGAGCCUGAAAUAAAAAUCAAUGAAGAUUUUGGAAAUCCUGCAUAAAAGCAUUCAUCAAUGCCCUAUCUGUAUAUAUAGAGUAGAGAGGGCGAAUCAAGUCCCACAGCACUUAGGCUACAAUUGACCCAUUGUGCUUCCUCCCAAGGGGUUAUCGUCCUUAGCUCAUUGUCCAUCCUGUAUUUUCCAGGAAGGUUAACAAAUCACCAGGUGACAUCUCCCCUAUGUCGGCAGGUGUAGGCCAAGGUUCGCCAAACGCAUACUCUCGAAUUGACGAUAACUCUGACAUGGACAUAGGACAUACUCGCCAGUUUCGUAUUUUCGUUCACACUUUAUGCACAGAGGUGUGUCUACUAGCCCCAGUCUGUGGAGGUGUUUGUUAUGGCUAUACAAUGGCUAGUUAAAAACCAACUGUCAAGCGUAGUUUUUUUCUGGUGAUUCUCAAAUAUUUUUCUGAUGCUGAUUUUCCAAGGUUCCUUAGUGUUACCUUGACAAGUCUACAUCCUGGCCCUUCUUCCCAUCUUUCACGAUUUGCUUGUGGGAGUGACAUUUUACAAUUUCCACGAUUGUUGUAAUUGACCAGCCAAAAAGAUCACCAGACCCUAAGAGUCUCAGGCCAGUUGCCUUUCUAGCUAGCUGGCCAGCAAUGCGGUUGCCUUUAUUUUCAUUGUGUCUUUUAACCCACCUCAAGAUGAUUAUUACCAACCGAAGCUUGGGCUAAGAGCUUGAGCUUCAUCAAUGCUAAGAACGGUUUGUAUGACUUAUAUCUAGCUUUAUAUAAUGCAAACUUCUCACCUCAUAAUAAUGUUGUCUUCCAAAAAGUGUCAUUUAUUUUAAGGUACUAAAAAGAGUUUUAAGAUAUUUUUAGCAUAGUUCGUAAAAGAUAAAUGUUUAAUGUUGAAUUUAAGUGAAAUUGUUCAAAUAUAUUAUUUUUAUUAGUG